Molecule: messenger RNA, 395 nt
Organism: Guyanagaster necrorhizus
Lineage: Eukaryota; Fungi; Basidiomycota; Agaricomycetes; Agaricales; Physalacriaceae
Exons: 2
Coding region: 93-257 (54 amino acids)
Source: RefSeq, a predicted model, not a curated record
UUCGCCGUUGACAGUUCAAUGAAUCUCUAGAGAGUAAAUAUCAGAAGAAACAACGGUUCCCUGGUCGGAGCUAGUGGGGGGAUUUAUAGACAAUGGUAUGGUAUAUUGGCCGGGGGUUGGACAAAGAUACAAGCAUCUUUUUUAAUCGAAGAAAAAUCGGCAGUACCAUUUCUCCAGGAUUUUCGACCUUGUCUUCAAAGAGUAUUUCGGCCUCAUUACUAGUAGAGACGGUCCAAACGCCGUUGUCACAGAUUUAAGAGCUGCAAAUCGUGAACGCACGUAAGAGCACACUCUCGUGUUCGUCCUCACCGAGACUUGAACUUGUAAGAAGAUAGUGUGAUGGGGUAGCACCUCACUUUAUGUUUAAUGAUCAGAGACUUUUACGAAUAACUUCA